Messenger RNA from Menidia menidia (Atlantic silverside), 1791 nucleotides. The record is from the annotation of a GenBank genome assembly. Lineage: Eukaryota; Metazoa; Chordata; Actinopteri; Atheriniformes; Atherinopsidae.
GCAGACAGGACUGUGAGACGGCCAGUUGAGGUUAACCUUACCCCCUUUCCUGGAGACAUCCAGACAACUUCAAGAUGACACCAAUAUUUCUUUUAGUGUUUCUGCUUCCAGAAGUUGCUCGCUGUGCCCCGGGUCACUACGCCCAGAGCCUCCUGAAUGACCUGAUGGAGAACUACUCCAACGCCCUGCGGCCCGUGGAGGACACGGACAGAGCCCUAAAUGUCACCUUACAAAUCACCCUUUCUCAGAUCAAAGACAUGGACGAGAGGAACCAGGUGCUGAUUGCGUACCUGUGGAUCCGGCAGACGUGGCAUGACGCAUACCUGAGGUGGAAUAAAGACGACUAUGAUGGACUGGACGUCAUCCACAUCCCCAGCAGUCUGGUGUGGAGGCCGGACCUCGUCCUCUAUAACAAAGCUGAUGAUGAUUUCUCAGGGCCGAUGGACACCAACGUGAGGCUGCGCUACAAUGGAGAGAUCACUUGGGAUGCUCCCGCCAUCACCAAGAGCUCCUGUGUUGUGGAUGUGUCCUACUUUCCAUUUGACAGUCAGGAAUGUAACCUCACAUUUGGUUCCUGGACCUACAACGGCAACCAGGUGGACAUCAUAAUGGGCAUGGACAGCGGUGACCUGUCGGACUUUGUGGAAAACGUAGAGUGGGAAUGUCACGGGAUGCCCGCCACCAAGAAUGUCAUAAUGUACGGCUGUUGCUCUGACCCGUAUCCAGACAUCACCUACACGGUGCUCCUGCAGCGCCGCUCCUCCUUCUACAUCUUCAACCUCCUCCUGCCCUGCUUUCUCAUCUCCUUCUUGGCUCCUCUGGGUUUCUACCUGCCUGCAGACUCCGGGGAGAAGGUCUCUCUCGGGGUGACGGUUCUCCUGGCUCUCACUGUGUUCCAGCUGAUGGUGGCUGAGAGCAUGCCGCCUUCAGAGAGUGUGCCCCUGAUUGGAAAGUACUACAUAGCGACGAUGACCAUGGUCACCGCCUCCACAGCUCUCACCAUUUUCAUCAUGAACAUUCACUUCUGUGGCGCAGAGGCCAAACCGGUUCCCCACUGGGCUAAAGUCCUCAUCAUUGACUACAUGUCCAAGAUUUUUUUCGUUUAUGAAGUGGGGGAAAACUGCACCUCUGCUUCCUCUUCAUCGACUCACUGCCUCCAGGAUGAUGGCCGCCACCAGCAGGUCAACGCCCGCGUUCAUGUGAACGGGAAGCCCGCGAGCCACGGCGGCCGAGAAGACCGGCACAGUCACCAGUACCCCAGAACUCCGCCCUCCAAGCACCAGCAGCAACGCAAAGCGAAAGUCCAGCAGCACAUCACCAGAGAGGAGGGUUGCCACCCCUCUGGUUUCGCACCUGGAAAGUAUGAAGCCUCCAAUGGAAAAAUCCCCGUGAGCGACUGGUGCGCCGAGCACCAGAAAGUUCCAUGUUACCCAGAUGAUCAGAAGCUUCCCUGCUAUCUCGAUGACAGAAAGCCUCUGCCUCCUGGCCCCACGGUCACUUUUGGCCCCUGUGUGUUCUGCAGCCACAGCAGCGGCCUUCCUCACGUGGACACCAAGCUGGUGCGCAACGUGGAGUACAUCGCGAACUGUUUCCGAGAACAGAGGGCCACCUGUGCCAAGGGGGCAGAAUGGAAAAAGAUAGCAAAGGUGAUGGACAGAUUCUUCAUGUGGAUUUUCUUCAUCAUGGUUUUCCUCAUGAGCAUCCUCAUCAUCGGCAAGGCAAAGUGAUGCUCCAGGCUUGUUUUACAUUUGACUCCCUGAACAGUUUUGGAACAAAUUCAAAAGGGCAUCC